AUGACGGCUUCUGGACCUGGCCGUGAAGCCGAGUUGAACGGCAACACCAACACCAACGGCAUUGUCGACGCCAGCCAACCCAACCAGAAAUAUACAUAUCUGGCAGGAAUCAAUGUGACGCAUUCGAUAGCGCCGGCCAUGCACAACUUCAUCGCGGCGUCGCUGGGGCUGCCGUGGACUUUUUCGGCGGUGGAAUGCCCGACUGUGGAGGACAUGAUGAAACUGUUCCGGGCUCCAACGUUCGCGGGCGGCGUGGUGACCAUGCCGUAUAAAAAGGCAGUCAUGGCCCACCUGGACGAGCUGGACGAGCUGGCCACCACGCUCGGCGCCUGCAAUAACGUCUACUUGAACAGUGAGGGCAAACUGUGCGGCACCAACACCGACUGGCGCGGGGUGGAAGGCUGCUUGAGGAAUGCGACUGCGAAUGCCAAUGCGAAUGCUGUGGUGACACCCAAAAAACCCGCCCUGAUCAUAGGAGCGGGCGGAGCCAGUCGAGCUGCCGUCUAUGCUCUGUUUGCCAGGCUGGAGUGCAAUGUCAUUUACAUUAUCAACCGAGAUGACCAAGAAGUGGCCGAUUUGGCUGCCGACGCCAAAGCGUACACGACCAAGACCGACUUCAAGCAGGAACUGAGACUGGUUCACGUCAAGAGUGUGGAACAGGCACAGACACUGGAACCGCCGUAUUAUGUGGUCGGUACGGUGCCGGACUUCCCACCCACCACUCCUAAAGAGAUUGAGGCCCGACGGAUUCUCGAGGUCUUUCUUCAACAACCACAACAGCCCAAAGGAGUCUUGCUAGACAUGUGCUUCAAACCCAGGAAUACAUCGACCUUGAAGCUGGGGGCCAAGUACGGUUGGACCACGGUGGAUGGCACCAAAAUCAUUGGUCACCAAAUCCAAGAGCAGUACCGUCUGUGGGCAGGGGAGGACGCCGUGGCCAAGUUGGAUGUUGCUGGGGCUUGGGAAGUACUUGAAAAGGCCGCAUCGGAGAGUAAGGGGAUUAAUUUUUAG
Messenger RNA from Capronia epimyces CBS 606.96, 1011 nucleotides. RefSeq names its product shikimate dehydrogenase. Gene Ontology annotation, biological process: shikimate metabolic process; chorismate biosynthetic process. The transcript has a single exon. The coding region runs from base 1 to 1011 and encodes 336 amino acids. The record is from RefSeq and is a predicted model, not a curated record. Gene Ontology annotation, molecular function: shikimate 3-dehydrogenase (NADP+) activity. NCBI's taxonomy places the organism in Eukaryota, Fungi, Ascomycota, Eurotiomycetes, Chaetothyriales, Herpotrichiellaceae.